Messenger RNA from Manacus vitellinus (golden-collared manakin), 795 nucleotides. Its product is annotated as gastrula zinc finger protein XlCGF9.1-like. The transcript has a single exon. NCBI's taxonomy places the organism in Eukaryota, Metazoa, Chordata, Aves, Passeriformes, Pipridae. The record is from RefSeq and is a predicted model, not a curated record. The annotation marks the transcript as partial. Gene Ontology annotation, molecular function: RNA polymerase II cis-regulatory region sequence-specific DNA binding; DNA-binding transcription factor activity, RNA polymerase II-specific. Gene Ontology annotation, biological process: regulation of transcription by RNA polymerase II.
AGAUACCCCAGGAGGAGGGUCUCUAAAGCCAGCCCAGGGUGCUCUGAGGAGGAAAGACCCAGCCUGUGCCAGGAAGGCUGCCAGAGCUUGAGCCAGAGCUCCAACCCGAUGAUCCCUGAGCAGCCUCCCAGCAGGAAGAAGACCUACAAGUGUUUGGAAUGUGGGAAGAGCUUUAGCAGGAGCGACCACCUGGUCCACCACCAGCGCACCCACACUGGGGAAAGGCCCUACAAGUGCUUGGAGUGUGGGAGCAGCUUCAGCUGGCACUUCUGCCUGAUCCGCCACCAGAUCGUCCACACUGAGGAACGGCCCUACAAGUGCUUGGAAUGUGGGAAGAGCUUCUGCCUGAGCUCCGAACUGGUCCACCACCAGAAGAUCCACAGUGGGGAACGGCCCUGCAAGUGUCCUGAGUGUGGGAAGAGGUUUAAGACCAGCUCACAUCUCCUCCUACAUGAGCAGACACACACAGGGGAGAGGCCCUUCCGCUGCACCGACUGCGGGAAGAGCUUCACCCGCAGCUCCCACCUUGUCAUGCACAGGCGUAUCCACAGCGGGGAGAGGCCCUACAAGUGUGAGGAGUGUGGGAAGAGCUUUACCCAGAGCUCUACCUUGAUCACACACCAACGGACCCACCAGUAAGGGAAGCCCUGUGAGCACCUCAGCUGUGGGAAGAGCUUCAUCUGCUGCUCCAACUCCAUCAGCCAUCAGAGGACCCACAUUUGAUGAUCCACAGUGUGCUGGUUUAAAGGUAAACCAGCAGGGGAAAAUGAACUCAACCCAAAAGAGAGAUUAUAA